Phragmites australis (common reed) is the source of this 1800-nucleotide messenger RNA. RefSeq names its product myb family transcription factor RLI1-like. NCBI's taxonomy places the organism in Eukaryota, Viridiplantae, Streptophyta, Magnoliopsida, Poales, Poaceae. Gene Ontology annotation, molecular function: DNA-binding transcription factor activity; DNA binding. Bases 329 to 1591 code for a protein of 420 amino acids. The transcript has 8 exons. The record is from RefSeq and is a predicted model, not a curated record.
UGGCGAUUCCGAAGCUUUGUUGCGUGUGUUCCGGAGGCAUGCACUCAACGCUGUCGAAUUAUUCUCAUCGCGUUGCGCGACACGCCACCGGGAAUCUGGGCCGGUGCAGGAUUCGAUUCUGCAUGCCACUAGAACCCAGCUUCCAAUGGAUGGAAAUGGAACCUUGCAUCGUCCCUAUUUAAGCAUCGCCGCUGCGCUAAUCCCUCUCUCCUGCUCCAAAUCUCCUCUUAAUUCGUUGCUAGAAUCUGAUGUUUCAGUUCAGAGACUUUGUGAUCGCUAGAUGAACGCCAAGAAGAUUAAGCUGCACGACCACAACUAAGGGUCGCCGAUGUGUGACCCGCAGCUGUUUCACGGCACCGCCGCCGGGCUCUCCUUCCACCCGGGGCUCGUGAGCUCCGCGCCGCAGCAGCAUGGCGGUACGGGCGGCUGGCUGCACGAGGAGUACGCCCUGACCCCGAGGUCGGUGCUCACGACGCAGAGCAGCUGCGUCGGCUCCGACACCGCCGCGUUCUUCGCCGCCGAGCACCUUCUCGGCAUGGCGCCGUUCGACUGCCCUCUCGGAACGACGACACUCCCGGCGAUGACGGCGGCCAAGACGGCGCCGUUCGGCCGGUCGCCGGAGGCCGAGCAGCUCUACCGGCCGAUUGACCCGCUGCUGCUCCGCGAUAACUCGGUGAGGACGUACUACGUCCGGCCGCAGCAGCGGGACGCCGCGGAGGCGCCUCCUGCACUCAAGCUGCCAUUACAGCACCAGCGGCAGCAAGAGAGAGUGCAUGGGCUGUUCGGCAACGCUUCCGCUGCUAGGCAUUUCGGCGGCGAACCCCAAACCCACUCCUUUUCACCUCAUGUUGCGGCGAGCACCCUUCUCCCGGCAAGGGAGGUGCCGAGCAUGCAUAGCCCGAUGGAGAACCUGCUGUCCAGGGGUUGCAAUAUCGGUGCACCGGCGACCCACACCAGCAACGUCGCCGCCGCGCCCGGGCAAGGCGCGCCGAGCAAGACGCGGAUCCGGUGGACGCAGGAUCUCCACGAGCGGUUCGUCGACUGCGUGAACCAGCUCGGCGGCGCGGACAUCUUCUCUUGUUGCCGCGUGACACUUGCAGAGGCGACUCCCAAGGGGAUUCUGAAGCUGAUGAACUCGGAUGGCCUCACGAUCUACCACAUCAAGAGCCACCUUCAGAAAUAUCGCAUAGCCAAAUACAUGCCAGCAUCAACAUCUGAAGGAAAACAGGAGAAAAGAGCCGCGGGAAAUGACGUGCAGAAUCUCGACCCAAACACUGGGAUGCAAAUCACUGAAGCACUACGCGCCCAGCUCGACGUGCAGAGGCGUCUCCACGAGCAGCUCGAGAUCCAGCGGAAUCUGCAGCUGAGGAUCGAGGAGCAGGGCAAGAAGCUGCAGAAGAUGUUCGAGGAGCAGCUCAAGGCGAGUAGGACCGUGAUGGAGCCGCGGGAGGAGCUGCAGGGCGUCGGCCUCGGCGUGGCCUUCCCCGGCGUCAGCGAGCAGGAGGAUGACGCGUUCGACGACUUGCAGCUGCUGUCCGUGGCCGGCGGCGGCGGCUACACCGAUGCCGGGUUCCCGUCGAAGAUAAGCUAGCCUAGCCUCGUGAGGGCUCUGCUAGCUAGUCAGCUUUGUAAUCGUAGGAUUUGACAGAUGUUAUAGUUGUUCUCGAUGUAUGAUACGUACAAUGUUGGGGUUCAGGACUCCCUUUGUUUUUGCUGUCGAAUUUUUCUUUUUUCUUUUUGGAAAGAUGUAUUGAAAUGUCUGGAAUAGAUGGGAGGAUCAUCGUCAUCCCUCAAGGUAAA